This is a messenger RNA of Strongyloides ratti, 831 nucleotides long. RefSeq lists its product as hypothetical. The record is from RefSeq and is a predicted model, not a curated record. Lineage: Eukaryota; Metazoa; Nematoda; Chromadorea; Rhabditida; Strongyloididae. Bases 1 to 831 code for a protein of 276 amino acids. The transcript has a single exon.
AUGCGAACUGCUUCCUCUCAAUCUCGCAAAUUUCUACCAUCUUCUUUACCUGCCAUUUAUUAUGAUGAAAGUAUUGAAAGUUUUGAAGCAUGGCUUGUGGAAGCAUUGACUGAUGAGUUGUACAAAACUAAAAAUUACUGGAGACCUACCAUAUCUAAUAACUUAUUAAUUAUUAUAUUAAAUGGUGCAAAAAUUGAAUAUGAGUUAAAGAGAUUUCAAAAAUCUGAUGAUCAUGAUUUUGUUAAACGAGUAAAACAAGAAUAUGCUUCACAAAUAUCUCCACAAUGUUAUAGUCUAGGUGAAGGAAAAAUUGAUUCAAACUCUGGUAACAUAGAAUAUGAAGUAAAAUAUUUGCAAUCAGGACACGAUAAAAUUUCUAAUCUUCGUACUGGUCUUGAUAUUCGUUCGGCUAUUAUUUAUCUAGCAAUCCAUAUAUUAGAAGGACCAUGGGUUAAAAAUGAUCACAAAACUUUUGAAAUAAAUCCAAGAUUGGUAAAUUGUAUAAAACAAAAAUCAAAACCAAAAAUACAAAGAUUCCGAGAUAGAGAAGUAAAAUAUCUUUCUCCACAAGAAAUACUAACCAAACGUCUUCAAAUUUAUGAAUUAUGUACUCAUUUAAGUAUUGCUGCAAGUUUUCUGUAUCUAGAAAAAAAUUCUGGUACUUGUUCUAGAGAAGAAUAUAUUGUAAAAGGAUUGUUAGGUAAAUAUGAUCAUACAAUACCACGACCACCAAGUGAUUUAGCAAAUCCAUUUAGUAGAAAGAAACAAGCAGAAGUAAUAUCAAAAAAGAAUGAUACAUUGGAUGAAGCAGUUAUUAAAGAUCAUUUUUAG